This is a messenger RNA of Daucus carota subsp. sativus, 912 nucleotides long. RefSeq lists its product as uncharacterized. Gene Ontology annotation, cellular component: replication fork. The transcript has a single exon. The record is from RefSeq and is a predicted model, not a curated record. The coding region runs from base 1 to 912 and encodes 303 amino acids. NCBI's taxonomy places the organism in Eukaryota, Viridiplantae, Streptophyta, Magnoliopsida, Apiales, Apiaceae. Gene Ontology annotation, biological process: DNA replication.
AUGCGUUUACGGGAUGGCAAUACUGCUGAAGAGAACAAAAGAAUAAAAGAGUUUAGUGACUGGCAACUUGCUGUUGGAGAUGGGAGAUUACCUACCAUAUCUCCUGGUGAAGAGAACCAUGAAUCAAAAGUCGAGAUACUUGAUCAGUUUGUUGUCCGUAAUGAAGGUAGGCAUCCAAUUGAGACGCUGUUUGAUAUUGUUUAUAUGGAUUUUGAAAGUAGUAUGGACUCAAAGUCAUAUCUGAGUUCGAGAGCAAUCCUAACUCCUACAAAUGUUUGGGUUGACGAUAUCAAUGUGAGAGUUCUUGAAAAGAUUCCGGGUACCUGUCACACCUAUCUUAGCCAGGAUUCAAUGGAAGAUUCUGUUUCUCCGCAUAGCGAUUUUGAUGCUUCCUUUCCAAUUGAAUAUCUAAAUUCAUUAGAUAUGUCGUGCCUUCCCAAGCACGAACUGAAAGUCAAGGUUGGCGCGGUGGUUAUGCUGAUGCGCAACUUGAAUCAAAUUUUAGGGUUGUGCAAUGGAACUAGGAUGAUGGUUACAGACUGUAAGAAAAAUAGUAUUGAGUGUGAGAUUCUAUGUGGUUCACAAAUGGGAACCAGGCACCUCAUACCAAGAAUUGAUAUGAUUCCAAGCGACACUAAUCUUCCAUUUGAUUUUACGAGGACUCAGUUUCCACUACAGGUAUGCUACGCCAUGACGAUUAAUAAGAGUCAAGGUCAAUCUCUUGAUAUGGUAGGACUAUACUUGCCAAGGUCAGUGUUUUCACAUGGCCAGUUGUACGUGGCAAUCUCGCGGGUCACAUCCCCGAGUGGACUUCACAUAUUAAUUGAUGAUGACAAUGGAUCCAGCACCAACGUUACAGCGAAUGUUGUCUUCGAGGAGGUUUUUUACAAUCUUCCCAGCUUAAAUGAUUGA